Messenger RNA from Phlebotomus argentipes, 1331 nucleotides. RefSeq names its product alanyl-tRNA editing protein Aarsd1-A. Gene Ontology annotation, molecular function: aminoacyl-tRNA ligase activity; ATP binding; Ser-tRNA(Ala) deacylase activity. The transcript is spliced from 3 exons. NCBI's taxonomy places the organism in Eukaryota, Metazoa, Arthropoda, Insecta, Diptera, Psychodidae. The coding region runs from base 90 to 1331 and encodes 413 amino acids. Gene Ontology annotation, biological process: regulation of translational fidelity; tRNA aminoacylation. The record is from RefSeq and is a predicted model, not a curated record.
AGUGUGCGCCUCUGGUGGCAGGGAUUUUCGGAAUGCCAUGCCAUAAAUAACCACAAUAAAUUAUUAUCAAUCCUCUCGAGUUUUGAACAAUGGUGUUCAAGUGUCAGGAGGACAGUUUCCUGCGAGAAUUCUCUUCUCGAGUGCUUCAUUGCGAGGAGGCUGAGCUGCCGGCACCGUCCGGAAAGGGCGCCAACUUGCGGGGCUACAGUGUAGUGUGUGAGGACACCAUCCUCUUCCCGGAAGGUGGUGGGCAGCCGUGUGAUUUUGGCUAUUUGGCCGGAAAACGUGUCCUCAAUGUCGUCCGGAAAGGAGACACGGCAAUUCACUUUGUGGAGUCCGCCGAACCGCUGAAUCCCGGCCAGGAAGUGCGCCAAGAAAUCGAUUGGGAACGCAGGAAGGAUCACAUGCAGCAGCACUCCGGCCAGCACCUCGUCACGGCGCUCUUCGAGAGGGAGUACAACAUGGAGACGAAGGCUUGGUGGCUGGGAAGUGACACCACGUACAUCGAACUAGGGGCCAAGGAUGUUUCUCAGGAGCAACUGGAUUGCGUUGAGCGCAUGGCGAAUAAUUUAAUAGCGUCCGCGAAGAAUGUCUCCGUUUCUGUGUUCAAGAGUGUGGACAAUCUCUCAGAUGAAGUCACGAGGGCGACUCGUGGACUGCCGAAAGAUCAUGUGGGGCCCAUUCGCGUGGUCACUAUUGAAGACGUCGAGGGGAAUAUGUGCUGUGGGACUCACGUGACUAAUCUGUCCCAGCUUCAAGUCAUCAAGAUGCUAAAUGUGGAGAAGACGAAGAACAAACUCCUGGUGCACUUUCUCGUCGGCGACAGAGUCGUCAAGAAACUAGCCACGAGCUUCAAGCGGGAACUCGAGAUGAAUAUCGUACUUAAUGGAGGUCCGUCUUCUCAUCUGGAAUUACUGGGAAAAUUGCAGACAAAUUUGAAAAAGUACCAGAGACAGGUGAAAUCCCUGCUUAAAGACAUCGCUAUCAAUGAGGGAGAGAAGCUCAAGAGCGCCUCGCUGAAACCCAAGUAUUUCUUCAUCCACCGCACUGACGGGAGUGACGCAGAGUUUCUCACAAACUUCCUCAGAGCAGCUGGUGAUCUGCCCGAUACAUUUGUCUUUGCCACGUCAGUUGACGACUCGUCCAAUGGCCAGAUGAUUCUCCAAGGCAAUCCCGAAGUCAUCGGCAAGCUCGGCGGAGAAGUCUGUGAACUCCUCGGCGGCAAGGGAAAUGGCAAAGGCAGCACUUACCGAGCAAAGAUCACAAAUACCAAGAAUAUCAAGAAAGCAGAAGCCUUAAUUGUCCAGCACUUUGGGGAAAUUGAGCAGUAA